AUGGCGCCCGCGUGCUCGAAGAAACGCGUGCGCGCGCUCACGUCGAACACGGAGCCGAUGGCGAGCGCGACGGCGCCGGUGAUGUACUGGAUGUCCAGGGACCAACGCGUGGAUGAUAACUGGGCGCUGUUGCGAGCGUGCGACCUCGCGCGCGAACGAGGGGCCCCGGUGGUGAUCGCGUUCAAUCUGUUGACCAAGUACCUCGGUGCGGGGGCGCGGCAGUUCGGAUUCAUGCUCAGGGGGUUGCGAGAGCUCGAGGCGAAGGCGCGCGCGGCGAAGGCGACGUUCGCGAUGACGUACGGCGACGAACCGGCGGCGGCCAUCGAUGCGCUGGCGAAGAAGAUCGGGGCGAAGACGAUCGUGUGUGAUUUUUCACCUCUGCGAGAUGGUGUGCGAUGGCGAAAAGAUCUCGCGGUGUUGAGUGAGAAGCGGGGCGCGCACGUGGAGGAGUGCGACGCGCACAACGUCGUUCCGUGCUGGGAGGCGAGCGAUAAGCUCGAGGUGGGCGCGCGCACGCUUCGAGGACGAUUAGCGAAGCGAUACCCGGAGUUUUUGAAGGAGUUCCCGGCGAUUCCGGACGAUCUCGUCGAGUACGACGGUCCCGCGAUCGACGCGGUGAAGUGGGACGACCUCCUCGCCGAGGCGCUCAAGCGAGGCGAAGCCGUCCCGGAGGUGACGUGGGCCAUUCCGGGUGAGACCGCGGCGAGAGCGGUGUUGGAUGAUUUCGUGGCGAAUCGGAUGAAACUAUACGAAAAGCGUAACGAUCCAUCCAAGCCCCGGGCUUUGAGCGGUCUGUCCCCGUGGUUGCACUUUGGCCAAAUUUCCGCGCAGCGGUGCGCGCUCGAGGCGAAGAAAGCCGUCGGUAAGGCGUCUCCAGCGGCGUACGAUAGCUUCUUCGAGGAGCUCGUCGUUCGCCGCGAACUCGCGGAUAACUUUUGCUAUUAUUGCCCAGGUCAGAAGUACGACGAGAUGGAGGGACAAAAGUACGAUUGGGCAAAGGAUACGUUGCGCGCGCACGCGGGCGACAAGCGACCGUACAUUUACACCCUCGAACAGCUCGAGCGAGCUCAAACGCACGACGAUUUGUGGAACGCGGCGCAGCGAGAAUUGCGCUAUGGGGGCAAGAUGCACGGCUUCUGCCGCAUGUACUGGGCCAAGAAGAUCCUGGAGUGGACCGAGUCCCCCGAACAAGCGCUCAAGUGGUCCAUCUACCUGAAUGACACGUAUUCUCUUGACGGUCGCGAUCCGAGCGGGUAUGUCGGCUGCAUGUGGUCCAUCGUCGGUGUUCACGACCAAGGUUGGAAAGAGCGCGAGGUUUUCGGUAAGAUUCGUUACAUGGCGUACGACAGCACGAAGAAGAAGUUUAACAUUCCAGACUACAUCGCGCGCGUGAACGCGCUCGUCAAGGCGGCCAAGUCUGACUUCAAGACGGGCGAGAAAUCAUCCGCCGCGAAUCCUGGUCUGUUCAGCAUCGAUGUCUCGGGCGUGAAGCGUAAGGCGGACGCCAUGGCGUGA
Molecule: messenger RNA, 1515 nt
Organism: Ostreococcus tauri
Lineage: Eukaryota; Viridiplantae; Chlorophyta; Mamiellophyceae; Mamiellales; Bathycoccaceae
Product: DNA photolyase, class 2
Exons: 1
Coding region: 1-1515 (504 amino acids)
Biological process (GO): photoreactive repair
Molecular function (GO): deoxyribodipyrimidine photo-lyase activity
Source: RefSeq, a predicted model, not a curated record